UGUAUUGAAGUUGCUAAAUGUGACAAAAAUCAGCCUAAACAGGCUGUAUUGGAUUAGUUUGGUUACUUGGGAAAGCUAUAUCACAUUUUACUGGAGCUCAGGUAACAGACUUGCUCGUAGAAACACCCACCAUAAGAAUGUGUACAGGUCAAAGGCAGAGUUUUUUCCCCUCCCUGUUUCUCCAUAUAAAGAAAGUCAAUCUUAUGCAACCACACACAUUCCCUGUCAGAGCAUUUCCCUUUCCCCGGAUUCUGUCGCCGAAGAGAGGCCCAGCAGUCAGGGAUCGCGGACAGACGGGGAGGUCACUAAAAUUCACGUUCGCCUUGCAGAAAACAUAACAAUGGAGAUCGUCAGACUGCUGGAUUGGAGUAAUUUGGGCUCAGUUGUUUUCUUUGGCCUGCUGUUCCUGUUCUUCUCAGAGAUGUUCAGGAUAAGAUUUUUCCAAAACAAGUUGCCACCUGGGCCAAAGCCAUUCCCCUUUGUGGGAAAUCUGCCUCAGAUAAUUAAAGCACCAAUGAAGUUCAUCAAUAAGAUCAAAGAGUAUGGAGAAAUCAGUUCCUUUCAUUUUGGUCGGGAACCAUCCAUAGUGCUGAACACCAUCGAUGUUGUGAAGGAAGCUUUGGUUCAUAAUGCUUCUGAAUUUUCUGGAAGGCCUUAUAUACCUGUUAUCGAUUGGGUUACCAAUGGAAAGGGUAUUGUGACUGUUCCUUAUGGUACUUCAUGGAGGCAACAAAGGAGAUUUGCUUUACAAACUUUACGCAAUUUUGGUUUGGGCAAAAAAUCUUUGGAAGAGCGUGUUUCUGAAGAAGCCAGAUACUUGAUAGAGGAGCUGGAGAAACAUAAAGGUAAGAGCUUUGAUCCUCAACAUUGUCUUCAAAAUGCUGUCGCUAACAUCAUCUGCUCCAUUGUCUUCGGCAACCGUUUUGAUUAUGACAACAAGCGUUUUGGCUACUUCCUGGAAAUUACAAACAGAAAUUUCAUAUUGGCAGGUUCUCCUGUCGGUCAGAUUACGAAUUUCUUGCCAUUCAUCAAGUAUCUCCCUGGACCCCAGCAGAAUAUCAAGAGAAAUGCCAACAAGCUGCUAGCUUUUUUUGAGGAGGCUGUGAAGGAACAUAAAAGCACCUUAGACAGAGAGAACCUCAGAGACUUCAUUGAUACAUACCUUGUAGAAAUUGAAGCUCAAAAAUCCAAUCCAGAGUCAACUUUUUCUGAGGAGAAUAUGAUUAUGACUGUGGCUGACCUCUUCUUUGCGGGAACAGAUACUACAGCCACCACGUUACGAUGGGGUCUAAUUUUCAUGAUGGAGCACCCAGAUAUUCAAGAGAAAUGCCAUCAGGAGAUUGUUCAAGUGCUUGGCUACGAUCGUUUGCCAACCAUGGAUGACAGAGCCAACAUGCACUAUGUUCAUGCCACUGUCCAUGAGAUACAGAGGUUUGCCAACAUCGUACCCCUGGGAGUAGUACACUCAGUCACCAAAGACACUCAGUUGAGGGGUUAUCAUCUGGCCGAAGGAACACAGGUCUUUGUUAACAUGACAGCCAUUUUAACUGACAAAGAUCACUGGAAGUUUCCUUAUGAAUUUAACCCGGGAAACUUCCUCAAUGACGAAGGAAAAUUCUUCAGACAUGAAGCAUUUCUGGCCUUCUCUUUGGGACCCAGAGUGUGUUUGGGGGAGCAGCUGGCCAGAAUGGAGCUUUUCAUCUUCUUCGUCUCACUAAUACAGCACCUCAAGUUCAUCUGGCCUCCCGGUGUUGACUCGUAUGACAGGGAUGGGAUCUUUGGUAUUGUCAGAGGUCCACGACCCUUUAUGAUACUCUGCCAUAGUCGUGACUGCAAAAAGUGAGGGAUCCUUUCCAACACACUGAGUUUCAACAGUUUGUCCAAGUCACAUUCUAUAUUAUUCCAUCUUUCCCUAAAUAUAUUUUCAAGGUUAGGCACUAUGACUAUAACAAAAAGCAACAGCCAAUCUAAAAAUGCUGUGUCACGCGCACCUUACCCGCACCUGCAUCUCAUCAAGGCGGCACAGGAUAAAAGGACCGGGAUUCCACGUCUGCUUGCGGAACCUCACUUGAGCAACCGCUACUCCCGUGUGUCCAACGAUUCCUGUCCCUUCGAAGUUCCUGAUCUCCUGGCUACCGACCUUUGCGUUGUCUCGUCGUUUACGCCCUUGUCUGCUCCAAGAAACCCUGAACGCUCAGCGCCUGACCCUCGCCUGUCCCCGAUUACUGCUCUUCAUCUUGCUCCUUGGCUUUGUUUGUUAAUAAACAGAACCCGCGAUUGGGUCCUACUCACCUUCGCCCCAGCUUCCAUUGUUCUAGCAUGACAUGCUGCAGUUGCAUUUACUACAGAAGUUGUAAUUAUGUACUCUGGACAAAAACACAUACACACACACGCACACACACGCACGCACACACACACACACAC
This is a messenger RNA of Scleropages formosus (Asian bonytongue), 2424 nucleotides long. RefSeq names its product cytochrome P450 2B4-like. Gene Ontology annotation, biological process: xenobiotic metabolic process. The record is from RefSeq and is a predicted model, not a curated record. The transcript has 9 exons. Bases 341 to 1843 code for a protein of 500 amino acids. NCBI's taxonomy places the organism in Eukaryota, Metazoa, Chordata, Actinopteri, Osteoglossiformes, Osteoglossidae. Gene Ontology annotation, cellular component: intracellular membrane-bounded organelle; cytoplasm. Gene Ontology annotation, molecular function: oxidoreductase activity, acting on paired donors, with incorporation or reduction of molecular oxygen, reduced flavin or flavoprotein as one donor, and incorporation of one atom of oxygen; iron ion binding; heme binding.